AGUGUGAGUAUCAGAUUGCAUCCCAGCGCUGCAGAGUCGGUGACACAGCGCGGUCCAGCAUCCGACACGCAGCUUACCCACAGCACCAAAGAGGAGCGACUCUGGCGAGCGUUCUUCAAGCGUUAGACAAACUUCAGAGGCAACGUCUCUCUUUCUAAAACAGCUGCAGCCUGAGGAAGGGCCAGAUGUCCACCUAGCAUCUUGUGCCACCUUCCCGCGUCGAGAUCCACUUCUUGCAGCUCGUGUUUAACUUGGAAACUCUGGAACCUUUGGAGAAACUUGGACUUUCUGAGGGAGGUCUCCCACUGCUCUCCACACUGCCACUGCAGAGCGCGCGUGUGAACUGAGUGCGUGUUCAGUCGUUUCUGACCUCUCCUCCUCUUCGUGAAACAUGCAUCACGAGCCUCUGCUCGCCCUGCUGCUGCUGCACUUCCCCGCGCUGCUACGCGUGCUCGCGGCCUACGAGUGCACGCCGUGCGCGCGUCGCACGUGCCCGAGCGCGGUGGCGACAACGGCAGGAGCGCGCGCCUGUGAGGACGGCCGCGCGCUUUCCCGCGACCCGUGCGGCUGCUGCGCGCCUCAGUGCACGCGCCUCGAGCUGGAGCUGUGCGGGGGGAGAGACUGGACACUGGGCUACUGCGGCUUGGGACUCACGUGCGCCGCGCUCAACCGCACCGGAGCCGUAAACAUCCCCGAGAUCGGAGCGUGUAAAGGGCUCCUCAACACUGCGGAUGCUGGUGCAGAGGAUGUGCAUUGCCCCCUGGUGAGCGGGUGCGACCGUGUGAGCGGAGAGUGUGUGUGCGACUCCGUGCGCUCCUGCAUCAAGACGUUCAGUUACCUGAAUAAAGAGUUGUGUGGCCGUGCUGUAAAGACAGAGGCUCGGCGGCAUGAGCAGGAGCACAGAGAGAGGCACAGGGAGAGGUUUGUGGGUCCUGCUAACCCAGUCUGCGUGUUCUCCGGCUGUAACCUGACCACAAAGGGCUGCGAGUGCACCUCCCAGAGCUGCCACCCCUACUUCACCUAUGCCAACCGCAGCCAGUGCCAGCAAGCAGCAGUGGAGCUGAAAUGUGCUGGGAUCACUUGCCCGACUCUACCAAUGACUGACUGCCCACAUGACUCAGUUCUGACCCAUAGCUACACACCACCUGGAGGCUGCUGCCCCACAGUGCCACCUCAGUGCAUCUGUGGCAGGUGCUCACCCCAGCUUGAUUGUCCCAGUGGACACAGGGCAGUGGUCAUUAGUGAAGCUACUGGUGCACCGGGCAACUGCUGCCACACCUAUGACUGCCAGAGAGUUUCCCCCAAGUGUGUACACAAUGGGAAGCAGUUUGCUGAGGGUGAGGUGUACCGCAUGGAUCCAUGCUGGCUCUGCCAGUGUCGAGGGGGCAUCUCCUUUUGUUCCAAGGCCGAGUGUGCUGAGCUGGACUGUGAUAACUUCUACAUCCCAGAAGGAGAGUGCUGCCCAGUCUGUAUAGAUGUGGAACUGUUAUCAGUAGACAGCACGAAGGCCAGCUGCUGGGUGAACCAUAAGCUGCGUCAGGACGAGGAGCAGUGGAAGGAGGACGACUGCACAUUUUGCCAGUGUGUGGAUGGAGAGCCCCACUGCACAGCCAUGGCCUGCAAGCAGAGCUGCCAGAACCCAGUCAAAAUCCCAGGAGAAUGCUGCCCUUUCUGUGAAGAGCCUUCGUAUGAGACAGUGAGCCCCUUUCUGUGCCCCCCACUGGAAAACUGCUCCCUGUCAGGACAAGACUGUCCAUUUGGCUUUCAGCAGGACCACAAUGGCUGUCUACUGUGUCAGUGUCUCAGCAAUGACUCCUGCCCUGAAUUGUCCAAGUAUUGCAACCUGCAAUGCCCCAUGGGAUAUGAUAAGGAUGACUUUGGCUGUGAAGUGUGUGAAUGCAACAUCCCGUCCAAGUGUAAACCUCUAAUCUGCAGCAAGACCUGCACUCAUGGAUAUAUGAGGAACAAGCAUGGCUGCGAGAUGUGUCGCUGCAUUAAGUGUCCACCCUUUACUUGUGACAAGCAAUGCAGUGAGGGCUACAAGCAGAACAGGAAGGGCUGCAGUGUGUGCCUCUGCAAAGAGAGUGAGCAUGCUGUUAGCACUACCAUUCCUCCUCCACUGCCAAGCUACUGCUUGACCGCAAAUGGCCUGCGCUUUGAGGAAGGCGAGGGUUGGCACGAUGGUUGUAGAGACUGCUACUGCCACGCUGGCCGUGAGAUGUGUGUUCUCAUAUCUUGCCCUGUGCCCACCUGCAGACAGCCUGUGCUCAGGCCACACCAGUGCUGUCCUACCUGUGAUGAUGAGUCAGGCAGUGGCCAGCCAGAUGGAAUGGACAUGGUGGUGUGUCGUGCACCUGGAGGAGAUCUUUACAUUGAGGGUGAAACGUGGAAUCUGGACAGAUGCACUCACUGUACCUGCAGGCAGGGUCGGGUGCUGUGCGACACAGAAGCGUGUCCACCUACCCUCUGUCAGACACCAAUCAGGAGCAAGGACACCUGCUGUUACAUCUGCCCAGAGGACACACUCAGUUCCCUGCUUCCUGUUGACAGCAGCCAGCAAGAGUACUGUAUCUCCAGUGAUGGAGACGUCCUACUGGCUGGUGAUUCUUGGAAGCCUAAUGCUUGUACCAGCUGUAUCUGCAACAACGGGACAGUUCAGUGCUUCUCCCAGCGAUGCCCAGCUGCCAACUGCAGAGUUCCAGUUCUGCGCAAGGGCCAGUGCUGUCCACACUGCCUGGAGGUCACGACAACCUCAGUGCCGAUAAUGAUGUCGACCACAACAGCCAAACCCAAGGCCAAUAUCACUGCUACCCCUGCUGAAAGUGAAACUGUUUGGAUCACCAUGCAUACAGUGCCUCCUGUUGUUGCAAUCACAGAUGAUCAGGAUCUGAGCGAGGAUGUUCCAAGCCAGACAGAAAUGUCCCUCAUCUACCAAUCAGCAGCCUGGAUUCUUGCUGGCCUCCUCUUGGCUAUAGUCAUCUUCCUCAUUGUGGCCAUUCUCAUCAACAAGAAGAAGAAGUGGGUUCAGAUGUCCUGCUACAGUGCUCCUAAAAAGACCGUGAUCCUGAAGAAGCACGUGAACAAGAACUCCGUUGUGUACAUGGAGCCAUCCAAGGAGCACAAGUUCCAGAGCGUGAAGAACGACUGUGGCAUGACCUUCUCCCCAGACGUGAGCUCGCCCUGCGGGGAGCGUAUCAGCAUCCCGCGGGCCAAGCUCAGCAACGGACACGCGAGGGUCCAGCACUAAUAUCUCUGAGGUCAACUGGCAGGACUACAGGAUGUUUCCUUUCAUCUCCCCUCCAUUUCACAUACAUUCAUGAGAGAAACUCUCACCACAUGCUGAGGAUUCUUCUGCCGGCUGUCGAUUCACACAAAGCUCUUUGGUCUCCCAUGGAGGAAAGACGUAUUGUGAAACUUGUGAUCUCAAUUUAUUACAUCGAUUGUUUUGUUUUUUUGCAUUUUACAUCAUGUUGGGAGCUUUAAAGACUCUACAUUGCUGUCUCAGGAGCAAUGAAGAGGGGAACCGUACCUUCAUGGACAUGGACGAUCCUUCCACGCCAUAUCAGUCCAUGCUGGAUAGAUGGCAUAAAGCUUAGGAACUUAUGACUAUGAUUGAAUCACAGAUAACUGCCUCUUUACAUUUAAAGAUAUACCAUCACAAAUGCUUUAGGUCAGGAGAGCUGCUCCCAAGAGUUUUUUGGUUUUUAAAGUUUGCUCAGGCAGUUUGUUUGCUGCAAAUUGGCUGGCUGUCCAUUCACAGCAGUGACAUGAUUAGAGGGCAGCUACAUGGCUGAUUUUUUUCUUGGACUCUGGCACCGGAAAAAAAUAAUCAGACUCUGCUACGACUGAACUAUAUACUGAACUUGGACAAACAGUGGAGUCUGCAAGAGGAAAGAAAAUGACUCCUAAUCUCCGGUUUGCAUUUGAUAAAUUUCUGUUUCCAAGUGUAUUACCUGUAGUCUUAGUCAUUCUGUGCUUUCUGUCAUGGCUUCCUCUCAAGUGGUAAGAUCAAGCAAUUUAGAACUCAAGACUAAAAGUCUACAGUUCAGGACAAAUUAGCAUAAUAGUAAACCAAGCCUAGUAAACCAAAAGCUUUAUAAUUCAUCUAAUGGGAAGACAUGAGUACUGAAUGCAUCUGCCUCCAGUACGGAAGUAAGAAAAACACAUGCCCAGUCCAACUAGUACAUAGACAAUGACAAGCUUCAGAAAUCAAUGUCUCAGCACUGCGUGCUAAGGCCAAAGCCAUUUCAAUACUUCAUGUAAGCAAAACAACUGAAUAGAUGCUUUCAGUUUACCAGGUGAUAAUGUUUAAAUUACAGCUAGUUUUUAUACCUGCUGAAAUUACUGGCCUCAUCCAAUUUGACCCUGAUCACUUAAGCUCCACAGACUAAUGAUCCACAAGAAUGAUGCAGGAUCGAAUGCAUCUUAAAUAGGACCUUAACUGAAACAGCCGUAAAAUAUUCCUGGAAAAACUCACACAUGAACAGGGAAUUCAUACAGUGAGCCUGCAAAGUAUUUACACAUUUGUGCCAUCUUUAAUUUUUAAGUUCACUGUUUCAAGAAACAAACUCAUAACAAGAGGCACUUAUUUUAAAUGGACCAUUCCAAGACCUUUCAAAAGGCAGCUGGUGUGUUUCAGAUCAAUAUCCUGCUGUAAGAUCCACUUCAGUUUGAGCAAUUUCUUUCAGACUUGCGAAGAAACACCGUCUACAUUCAGUUUGAUGUGCUAAUAGUGUGUUUCUCUGAAACAAACACUGCUUUGUUAAACAUGAAGUUUCCUAAAGAACUUCAUUAAAGUUGAUCAAUGGUUCAAGUGCCCAGAUACUUUGGAGGCCUCAGUAUAUCCAAACAGCUUUAGUAAACAGUAUUUCUGUGUGGGUCUCUUUCAAGUAACAAUGGAAGGAAAAAAACAAAGCCCCAGAGUGUUGCACAUUAUUAAUAGGAAAAUGUUGGAGACAUUUUUAUUUGCGUCAUUGUUGUAAUUAAGGGAGUGAGGACAGACACAAAGCAGCAAGCAGUUUUAGGCAAUUUUGAACCACAGCUGUUGACUUAACCAACGGAGGAGGCCAACUGCAGUUUGUAUUUCCUACAUGUAAAAAAGUAGAUGAACCAUAGAUGAAGAGUACAUUAUUUAUUUUUUCACAUAGUUUAUUUAUUACUACUAAACUAUAGUUUGAGUAACGGAGAUGCGUGUUGUUUGGAUGUUGAUAAACAUUAGUGGCCAAAGCUGCUGUACAUUUCCAUUUCUAUCUGCUUUUUAUUCUUCAAGCUUAUUUAUUUUACUUUUUGCAAACUGUAAAUACAUAUUUCUUAGAUGUGUUAAUGUAACAUUUACACCUUUUUUGAAUAAAAUGUUGUGUGA
Pygocentrus nattereri (red-bellied piranha) is the source of this 5362-nucleotide messenger RNA. RefSeq names its product cysteine-rich motor neuron 1 protein-like. Gene Ontology annotation, cellular component: extracellular region. The transcript is spliced from 15 exons. NCBI's taxonomy places the organism in Eukaryota, Metazoa, Chordata, Actinopteri, Characiformes, Serrasalmidae. Gene Ontology annotation, molecular function: protein binding; serine-type endopeptidase inhibitor activity. The record is from RefSeq and is a predicted model, not a curated record. Bases 392 to 3247 code for a protein of 951 amino acids.